AAUUCAGUGGCUAGGCACCGCAGUUAGCUCGUUUACUGUUUCGGCAAACCGCUGUUGUGGAUAGAGGGGAACGGAAAGAGAAAGUCGGCUACAGCAUUUUUAGAAGAUAUUUAUCUACUGUACAUCUUCGUUGUCUAUUUUGCUCAGGCACCAUGGCGUGUGGAGCUACGUUAAAGCGCUCGAUUGAGUUUGAGGCCCUACUCAGUCCUCAGUCUCCUAAGCGCAGAAGGUGCAAUGCACUACCGGGGGCUCCAAGCACCCCGUCCCCUCAAAGGUGCAACCUCCGUCCGCCAGUUGACUGCCCAUCGCACUCGAUGUCUCCCCCGACUAUGGGAGGAGAACACAGGCUAACUCCAGAGCAGAUCUUCCAGAACAUCCGUCAGGAGUACAGCCGCUACCAGAGGCGACGGCAGCUGGAGGGGGCCUUCAACCAGAGUGAGGCUGCCUGUAGCUCCACCGAUGCCCCCAGUUCCGCCCUCACCGCCCCCAGCUCCCCACCAGGUGCCUCGAAGAAGGACCAGCCGUCGUUCACACUGAGGCAGGUGAGCUACCUGUGCGAGCGCUUGCUCAAAGACCACGAGGAGAAGAUCCGGGAGGAGUAUGAACAGAUCCUCAACACAAAACUUGCAGAACAAUACGAAUCUUUUGUGAAAUUCACACAAGACCAGAUCAUGCGAAGAUACGGCGCAAGGCCUGCUAGUUAUGUCUCUUGAAUUCCCCAUCGACGAGGUACCAGCUUUUCUCACAAGAUGGCUGCUCUUCUACUGCCCCUUCCUCAACUAGAUUUGUGUUUUUUUAAUGCUUUUUUGGGUGCCAUGGUUUAUCCAUUUUUAUUAUUUUUUAUUUUUUUGUCAAACUGUCUGCUGGCCAAAGCGCUAUAGUUAUUAUUAUAUGCUAUUGCUCUGGAUUUUUGACGAAAGCAGCUCUGUCGUUCUCCCCAGUGCUGUAGUGGCUUUUCUGAUCCUUCUGUAUUAUAACCUGCCAGCGCUGCCCCCUCUGCAGAAGCUGUAUUACUAAAGCCCCCUGGCCUCAUCCAACCAGGUUCUUUUUCUUUUCCAACUCUUUACCUGAGGAUGUGGAAUUCUUUUGAAAAUAAAAUUUCUGUGAUUUAAAA
Oncorhynchus keta (chum salmon) is the source of this 1114-nucleotide messenger RNA. Its product is annotated as akirin-1-like. The coding region runs from base 153 to 713 and encodes 186 amino acids. The transcript is spliced from 5 exons. NCBI's taxonomy places the organism in Eukaryota, Metazoa, Chordata, Actinopteri, Salmoniformes, Salmonidae. Gene Ontology annotation, biological process: negative regulation of skeletal muscle satellite cell proliferation; myoblast migration involved in skeletal muscle regeneration; positive regulation of transcription by RNA polymerase II. The record is from RefSeq and is a predicted model, not a curated record. Gene Ontology annotation, molecular function: transcription coregulator activity. Gene Ontology annotation, cellular component: chromatin; nucleus.